Astyanax mexicanus (Mexican tetra) is the source of this 3810-nucleotide messenger RNA. It is a transcript of the gene smarca1, whose product is annotated as SWI/SNF related, matrix associated, actin dependent regulator of chromatin, subfamily a, member 1. NCBI's taxonomy places the organism in Eukaryota, Metazoa, Chordata, Actinopteri, Characiformes, Acestrorhamphidae. Gene Ontology annotation, molecular function: nucleosome binding; ATP hydrolysis activity; DNA binding. Gene Ontology annotation, biological process: regulation of transcription by RNA polymerase II; nucleosome organization. Gene Ontology annotation, cellular component: chromatin; nucleus. The transcript has 24 exons. The record is from RefSeq and is a predicted model, not a curated record. The coding region runs from base 104 to 3151 and encodes 1015 amino acids.
UAUUUCCCGCUGAAGGGGGCGUAUGCCUGCCAUGUCUGAAGCUGCGGCUGCGAGCUGUGUUUUUCUGUGUGAAACUCGCUGAGCGGCUCAUGAGAGGCUAAACAUGUCUGAUGAAGAGGUGCCGUCAACCUCUGGGGAGCCCGGGCCCGGGAAGGAGAAGGAUCCUCCGUUCCUGCUGGGCCCCCCUCCAAAAGCAGCAAUAAAAGAAGGCACAGUGGACCCUGAAUAUGAAGAAAAAAGAAAAGCAGACAGGGCUAACAGGUUUGAGUUCCUGCUGAAACAGACUGAACUCUUUGCUCACUUCGUCCAGCCAGCGAGUCAGAAAUCCCCCACAUCGCCCCUGAAGGUGCGGAUGGGGAGACCCCGCACCAAACAGGAUGAGAAACAGAACCUGCUGUCUGUUGGAGAUAAUCGACACCGACGGACAGAGCAGGAGGAGGAUGAGGAGCUGCUGUCUGAGAGCAGAAAGGCUGCAAACCUUCUUGUCCGCUUUGAGGAGUCACCCUCAUAUGUGAAGAACGGCACUCUGAGAGAUUAUCAGAUCAGAGGACUGAACUGGAUGAUUUCUCUCUAUGAAAAUGGCAUUAAUGGCAUCCUAGCAGAUGAGAUGGGUUUGGGAAAGACGCUGCAGACGAUAGCACUGCUGGGGUACCUGAAACACUACAGGAACAUUCCAGGCCCGCACAUGGUCCUAGUGCCCAAGUCCACUUUACACAACUGGAUGAAUGAGUUUAAACGCUGGGUCCCAACUCUCAAGGCCGUCUGCCUCAUCGGAGACAAAGAUGCAAGAGCAGCGUUUAUCCGUGAUGUGAUGAUGCCGGGAGAGUGGGAUGUGUGUGUUACGUCGUAUGAAAUGGUGAUCAGAGAAAAGUCUGUCUUUAAGAAGUUCAACUGGAGGUAUCUGGUGAUUGAUGAGGCCCAUCGCAUAAAAAACGAGAAAUCAAAGUUGUCAGAGAUUGUUCGUGAGUUUAAAACAACAAAUCGUCUUUUGCUGACCGGAACUCCAUUACAGAAUAACCUGCAUGAGCUCUGGUCUCUGCUCAACUUCCUACUGCCAGAUGUGUUCAACUCUGCCAGUGACUUUGAUUCGUGGUUUGAUACCAACAACUGUCUGGGGGAUCAGAAACUGGUGGAAAGAUUGCAUGCGGUGCUGCGGCCAUUCCUGCUGCGUCGAAUCAAACAGGAAGUGGAAAAGAGUCUUCCUCCCAAGAAGGAGGUGAAGAUCUACUUGGGCCUGAGCAAAAUGCAGAGAGAAUGGUACACUCGUAUCUUAAUGAAGGAUAUAGACAUCCUGAACUCCGCAGGAAAGAUGGAUAAGAUGCGUCUAUUGAAUAUACUGAUGCAGCUGAGGAAGUGCUGUAAUCACCCGUACCUGUUUGACGGAGCGGAGCCUGGACCCCCCUACACCACCGACACACACCUGGUCACCAACAGCGGCAAAAUGCUUGCUCUGGACAAACUGCUGCCCAAAGUCCAGGAACAAGGCUCUCGAGUGCUGAUUUUCAGUCAAAUGACACGUGUGUUGGAUAUUCUGGAGGAUUACUGCAUGUGGCGAGGAUAUGAAUACUGCAGACUGGACGGAAACACACCGCAUGAAGACAGAGAGAAAGCGAUCGACACGUUUAACGCUCCAAACAGUUCAAAGUUUAUCUUCAUGCUGAGCACUCGAGCAGGAGGACUUGGAAUUAAUCUGGCUACUGCAGAUGUUGUCAUCCUGUAUGAUUCUGACUGGAAUCCACAGGUGGACUUGCAGGCCAUGGAUCGAGCUCACAGAAUUGGUCAGAAGAAACCGGUUCGAGUUUUCAGACUCAUCACAGAAAACACAGUGGAGGAGAGAAUCGUAGAGCGAGCAGAAAUGAAGCUUCGCUUAGACUCUAUAGUCAUACAGCAAGGUCGUCUGAUUGAGCAGCAGAAUAAGCUAGGUAAAGAUGAGAUGCUGCAGAUGAUCCGACAUGGAGCCACUCAUGUCUUUGCCUCCAAAGACAGCGAGCUGACAGAGGAGGACAUCAGCACCAUCCUGGAGAGAGGAGCCAAGAAGACAGCAGAGAUGAAUGAGAGAAUGGAGAAACUGGGUGAAAGCUCUCUGAGAAAUUUCACGAUGGACACCAGCGGUGCAGAAACCAGCCUGUACAAGUUUGAAGGAGAGGAUUAUAGAGAGAAACAGAAGCUGAGUAUGAUGGAGUGGAUUGAGCCUCCAAAGAGAGAGAGAAAGGCGAACUAUGCCGUGGAUGCUUACUUCAGAGAGGCACUCAGAGUCAGCGAACCCAGAGCACCAAAGGCCCCCCGACCUCCUAAACAGCCAAAUAUUCAGGAUUUCCAGUUUUUCCCUCCACGUCUGUUUGAGCUACUGGAGAUGGAGAUACUCUACUACAGAAAGACUAUUGGAUACAAGGUUCCGAAGUCUCCAGAUAUCCCGAAUGCAGCUCAGGUGCAGAAGGAGGAACAGAGGAAGAUUGAUGAAGCUGAACCUCUUACAGCCGAGGAGACGGAGGAGAAAGAGAAACUACUCACACAGGGUUUUACGAGCUGGAACAAGCGAGACUUCAACCAGUUUAUUAAAGCAAAUGAAAAAUACGGCCGUGAUGACAUAGACAGCAUCGCCCGGGAAGUGGAGGGCAAAACACCUGAAGAGGUUAUUGAAUACUCAGCUGUGUUCUGGGAGCGAUGUAAUGAGCUGCAGGACAUUGAGAGGAUCAUGGCUCAGAUAGAGAGAGGAGAAGCUCGGAUCCAGAGGCGCAUCAGCAUCAAAAAAGCCCUCGAUGUGAAGAUAGCACGAUAUAAGGCCCCAUUCCACCAGUUGCGUAUCCAGUACGGCACUAAUAAAGGGAAGAACUACACAGAGGAGGAGGAUCGAUUUCUGAUCUGCAUGUUGCACAAAAUGGGCUUCGACAAAGAGAAUGUUUAUGAGGAGCUGAGACAGUGUGUCCGAAAUGCUCCCCAGUUCAGAUUCGACUGGUUCAUCAAAUCCAGAACAGCUAUGGAGCUGCAGAGACGCUGUAACACCCUCAUCUCUCUGAUUGAGAAAGAAAACAUGGAAAUCGAGGAGAAGGAGCGAGCUGAGAAAAAGAAAAGAGCUCCCAAAGGACAAUCAGCCCAGAAGCGGAAAGCAGAAGCAGCGUCUGAAAGAAAAGAGAAGAAAGCCAAAACCUAAUUCUGUCAUUUGGGGGUUCAGAUUGCUUAUUCAUCAUACGUACGACAGUUUGCUACGAUUCAUUUGCUAUUGUACAGCAUUAUCUUAAAAUCACAAAAAAGACAAGAUGAAAUGGAAAAAAAGCAGUUUGUACGUUUCUCUACAAAUUUGCUGUGCGCACAAAGCUUUUUCUACGCUUCCUUUUUACAAGCAUUUGAUGCACUUUUGAAAAUGAAAAUCCCAUUAAGCUAUAUUGUUUUAUUCUGGAUAGAUCUCUUAGCUUGAUUUGGCAUUGCAAUGUGAUCUUUUUUAUAUAUGUGUGCUUUAAUUUUUGUAUAUUUUUUCAUAGUUUAAAAAAUACAUAUAUAUUUUUUCCAAUGUUCUGCUUUGAUGUAUGGCCAGAGAUUGGUUAACUUAAUUGUUUCAUGGUCUGAUCGUACGUCAUGCUGUUAAAGUCGCAUGUCCAAAUUUUCAGCUUGCAGAGAUUUAUCAGUUUUAUUACUAUUAGCUAAAUGUGUUGUCUUUAACACGCUGUUUUUUGUAUGCCUGUGUUGCAUUAUAUGCAUUGUUUAAGCAUAUUUACAUAUUAAUAUUUCAAUUUUAAACAGAAAAAAAGUUUUUUCAGAUAAUCUUAAUCUUUAUAUGUCUGGGUUCAGUGUUAUUAAAAAAGACUAAAUACC